This is a messenger RNA of Planococcus citri (citrus mealybug), 1817 nucleotides long. Its product is annotated as heterogeneous nuclear ribonucleoprotein F-like. Bases 214 to 1671 code for a protein of 485 amino acids. The transcript is spliced from 9 exons. Gene Ontology annotation, molecular function: RNA binding. The record is from RefSeq and is a predicted model, not a curated record. Gene Ontology annotation, cellular component: ribonucleoprotein complex. NCBI's taxonomy places the organism in Eukaryota, Metazoa, Arthropoda, Insecta, Hemiptera, Pseudococcidae.
UACUUGACAAUGGCAAGAUGCAAAAGUUUAGCCGGAGAUCGACGCUUUGUUUAGCGUUUUAUUUUGUGUGUCGUGAGUAAUUUUUGUGAAUUAAAUUCAUCAGACAUUUAAAACAAGUGUAAUUUCUAUCGUAACUAAUUACGUAUUCGGUUAUUCACCUUUAUAUCGUGUUUUCCAACGUAUCCCAACUGCUGUUUACUCGAAUCGUGAAACAUGGAGAACGGAACCAACGACAACGAGAACGAUAAUAAAUCGAACAUUCGUGCUGAAAAUAAUGGAAACGAAGGCGGCGAAAGUAACAUUAAAACCGAAGGCGGCGACGAUGGCCUGGACGAUUGUAUUGUAAAAAUGAGAGGCCUACCAUGGUCGGCCACUGUAGAAGAUAUUCUUUCCUUUCUAGGUGAAUGCAGCGUGAAAGGUGGUAAAGAUGGAAUUCAUCUGACCAUGUCACCUUUAGGUCGUCCUAGUGGUGAAGCGUAUAUCGAGUUGGACACUCCCGACGAUGCCGCUAAAGCGCUGAAAAAAGAUAGACAACACAUGGGUCAUAGAUACAUCGAAGUAUUUCGUACCAGUCGUUCCGAGAUGGAUUGGGUGGUAUCUCGUUGUGGUAUGAACAUGGAGAAUGUAAUGGACGAAGGAUGCAUUCGUAUGCGUGGAUUACCUUAUGGAUGCACCAAAGAGGAAGUAGCUUCUUUCUUCUCAGGACUGACAAUAGUGCCGAAUGGAAUUACCUUCGCUACAGAUUACACUGGGCGUGCGACGGGGGAGGCUUAUGUUCAAUUUGUAAACAAAGAAAAUGUAGAAAAAGCUCUGAAGAAACACAUGGAAAAGAUAGGACACAGAUACAUUGAAAUAUUUAGAAGUAGUUUAGCUGAAAUACAUUCCCAAACCGGACCCAAGAUGCGUUCUUCAUUAUCGGGUGGUCUCGGUAGAUCGACACCAUAUGACCGAAAUGAACGAUUUGGAGGACCAAAUCGUCUUGGAGGAGGUGGUGGCGGCGGUGGUGGUGGCAGCGGCGGCGGCAACGGCGGUGGUCCACCAUCUAUGAAUCGUUUAUCAAGAUUUCGAGGAGAUGCCGAAUGGGACGAUUACGGUGACGGAUACUGGAAUCGUGGCGGUCCCGGUCCAGUAGGUCGAGCUAAACCACCUUUAAGAGGAGGCGGCGGUGGCGGCGGCGGUGGCGGAUAUGAAGACGAAGAGUAUAUGGACGGCCCUCGCCAUUUCGUUCAUAUGAGAGGUCUUCCUUAUAAAGCAAUCGAAGAUGAUAUUGCGAUGUUUUUCAGACCUUUGGAGCCCGUCGAUAUCAGAAUAUUAUUCGAUAAAACUGAAAGACCGUCGGGUGAAGCGGUUGUUGAAUUCGCCAGCCACGAAGAAGCUGUCGAAGCAAUGAGCAAAGACAAAGAACACAUUCAGAGUCGUUACAUCGAACUGUUCUUGGAUUCUGUUCCCGAUUAUAAGGGAGAUUUUCCUCGAUCUGGGCCAGGUCUGCGACCCAGUAUUCCACGUACUAGAGGAGCUCCUUUCGCCGGUGGUGGUGGUGGUGGUGGCGGUAGCGGCGGAGAUCGAAUGCGAGGAUCUGGUUUUAGUGGAAAUUCGACAAGAGGAGGCGGCCAAGGAACAAAACCAUUUAUGUCAACUGGAGGUGGAGGUUUCCGCAAUAGUAAUUGGUGAAGAUGUACGUAAUAAAUACAGAAACGAAUUUUUAUUCAGUUCGCAUUUUCUAAUUUUAUAUUGUAUUAUUAUUUCGUACACGUAAUGUUAAAAUCUGAAAGACAUGAUGUAUAUAUUCGUAAUAAAUUAAUUUUUCUCUUUUAAAA